GAUUUCUGUGCUGGAGCUUCUCCUCCUCUGCCAGUGAAGCCCAACGGCCAUGCUAUGCCAAGCUCUCCAAGCCUAUUCACCCUGUCGCCCAACGCCACUCACCUUGUGUGGUCGUACAACGCCAGCAGCGCCCCCCAUGUCUGGCCUCCCGUGAGCUCCAUGCAGGUGUGGGUGUCUGAGGCCGGGCAAGCCUGCACUGAGACCUGUCAGGAGCACAGGCUGGUCUGCGAGCCGACAUUCUUCGAGUUUCUCAACAAGAAGGACGUGUUUCUCCAGCUUCGCAUUGCCUGUGACAGCGCGGAGUCUGAGAUGAGCCACCUCUACCCAGCACUGGCUGAAAAUGUGCAGGAGUGCUACCUCCAGAAGGAACCGCUGCUGUACAGCUGCGCAGGCUACAGCACCAAGUACCGGCGCCUCUGCCCAUGUCGCGAUUACCGGAAAGGACAAGUGGCUCUGUGCAGGGACUGCUUGUGA
Terrapene triunguis (Three-toed box turtle) is the source of this 474-nucleotide messenger RNA. RefSeq names its product alpha-1,6-mannosylglycoprotein 6-beta-N-acetylglucosaminyltransferase B-like. Lineage: Eukaryota; Metazoa; Chordata; Testudines; Emydidae. The transcript is spliced from 2 exons. Gene Ontology annotation, molecular function: alpha-1,6-mannosylglycoprotein 6-beta-N-acetylglucosaminyltransferase activity. The record is from RefSeq and is a predicted model, not a curated record. Gene Ontology annotation, biological process: protein N-linked glycosylation. Gene Ontology annotation, cellular component: Golgi apparatus. The annotation marks the transcript as partial.